Passer montanus (Eurasian tree sparrow) is the source of this 5723-nucleotide messenger RNA. RefSeq names its product complement C3 (gene C3). Gene Ontology annotation, cellular component: extracellular region. Gene Ontology annotation, molecular function: endopeptidase inhibitor activity; protein binding. Gene Ontology annotation, biological process: inflammatory response; complement activation. The coding region runs from base 56 to 5593 and encodes 1845 amino acids. NCBI's taxonomy places the organism in Eukaryota, Metazoa, Chordata, Aves, Passeriformes, Passeridae. The record is from RefSeq and is a predicted model, not a curated record. The transcript has 44 exons.
AAAGGGACCCCCCCGUCGCUGUCGCUGUCGCUGUCGCUGUCCCCUCCCUGCGGCCAUGGGGGCUCCGGCGCUGCCGCCCCCUCCUCAUCGCCCCCUCCUCUUCCUCCUCCUCGGAGUCCUGGUGCUGCUCGGGACCCCCGCCCGCGCACAGCUGGUGACCAUGGUGACCCCGGCCGUGCUGCGGCUGGAGACGGACGAGCAGGUGGUGCUGGAGGCCCCCGGGCUGAGCGCGGCCACCGAGGCCUCGCUGCUGGUCCAGGACUUCCCCCAGAAGCGCCAGGUCCUGUUCCAGAGCCGCGUGGCCCUGAGCCCGGCGCAGGGCAUGAUGGCCACGGCCACCAUCAAGGUGCCGGCCAAGGCGCUGCCGCAGGCGCAGGGGAAGCAGUUUGUGACGGUGACAGCGCGGGUGGCCGCGGUGACACUGGAGAAGGUGCUGCUGGUGUCCCUGCAGAGCGGCCACAUCUUCGUGCAGACCGACAAGCCCAUCUACACCCCCGGCAGCACCGUGCUCUGCCGCCUCUUCACCGUGGGCCACCUCAUGCAGCCGGUAGCCAAGACGGUCAUCGUGGAGGUCAAGACGCCCGACAACGUCAUCAUCAAACAAGUCCCGGUGUCGUCCCCGACCAAAAACGGGAUCCUGACCGUCAACCACAACCUGCCCGAGGUCGUCAGCCUGGGCACGUGGACGAUUUCGGCCAAAUUCGAGGAUUCCCCGGAUCAGGUUUUCAACUCCCAAUUCGAGGUCAAGGAAUACGUGCUGCCGAGCUUUGAGGUGUCUGUGGAUCCCGAGGAGAAGUUCCUGUACAUCGACCGCCAGGCGGAUUUCCGGGUGUCCAUCCUGGCCAGGUACCUGUACGGGAAGCGCGUGGAGGGCACGGCCUUUGUCCUCUUCGGGAUCAUGGUGGACGACGAGAAGAAGAGCAUCCCCCAGUCGCUGCAGCGCGUCCCGGUUCAGGACGGUGACGUCGAGGCCGUGCUGUCCCUGUGCUGUCCCCAAGCCUGUCCUAACCCUGUCCCCACCUAUGUCCCUAUGUCCCCAGGGAUAGGGACAGCGAGGGGACAAGGUGGGAUUCUCGUGUCCCCUCAGACGCCCGACAACGUCAUCAUCAAACAAGUCCCGGUGUCGUCCCCGACCAAAAACGGGAUCCUGACCGUCAACCACAACCUGCCCGAGGUCGUCAGCCUGGGCACGUGGACGAUUUCGGCCAAAUUCGAGGAUUCCCCGGAUCAGGUUUUCAACUCCCAAUUCGAGGUCAAGGAAUACGUGCUGCCGAGCUUUGAGGUGUCCGUGGAUCCCGAGGAGAAGUUCCUGUACAUCGACCGCCAGGCGGAUUUCCGGGUGUCCAUCCUGGCCAGGUACCUGUACGGGAAGCGCGUGGAGGGCACAGCCUUUGUCCUCUUCGGGAUCAUGGUGGACGACGAGAAGAAGAGCAUCCCCCAGUCGCUGCAGCGCGUCCCGGUGACACGGUCACCGCGUGUCCCCACAGGCAGUGACAUGGAGGGGGGCAGGGGGACAGUGAGAAUGAGGGGACACCAGGUGACACGGUCACCGCGUGUCCCCACAGGCAGUGACAUGGUGGAGGCCCAGCGUGGUGGCAUCCCAAUCGUGACGUCGCCCUACAGCAUCCACUUCACCCACACCCCCAAGUACUUCAAGCCGGGGAUGCCCUUUGACCUCACGGUCUAUGUCACCAACCCCGACCAGUCCCCGGCGCCGCGUGUCACCGUCCAGGCCGAUGGCUUCCAGGGCCAGGUGUCCACGCAGCGCGAUGGCACCGCCAGGCUGGUCCUCAACAUGCCGGCCAACAAGGACAGCGUCCCCAUCACCGUGCGGACGGCCCAGGCGGGGCUGCCACCAGAGCGCCAGGCCUCGCGGCAGAUGACGGCCCAGGCCUACCGCAGCCAGGCCGGCUCGGGCAACUUCCUGCACCUGGCGGUGGCCGCCACCGAGCUGCAGCCCGGGGACAACCUGGCCGUGAACUUCCACCUCAAGACCACCAACAACAACGUCCGCAACUCCGUCCCGUUCUUCACCUACCUGAUCAUGACCAAGGGACGCAUCCUCCGAGCCGGCCGGCAGCGGCACGAGGCCGGCCAGAGCCUGGUGACCAUGACCCUGCCGGUGACGCCAGAGCUCAUCCCGUCCUUCCGCAUCGUGGCCUACUACUACGUCCUGCCCGGCGAGAUCGUGGCCGACUCCGUCUGGGUGGACGUCAAGGACACCUGCAUGGGCACUCUGGUGGUGAAGGGGGCGACGGAAGGUGACAACCGUGUCCACGAGCCGGGGACGCCGAUGAGGCUGCGCAUCGAGGGCGACCACAAGGCCCACGUGGGGCUGGUGGCCGUGGACAAGGGCGUCUUCGUCCUCAGCAAGAAGAACAAGCUCACCCAGACCGGGGUUUGGGACACGGUGGAGAAAAGUGACAUCGGCUGCACGCCGGGCAGCGGCAGGGACAACGUCGGGGUCUUCGCGGACGCUGGCCUGAGCCUGACCACCAGCGUCAAGGUCACCACGCCCCAGCGGUCAGAGGUGCAGUGUCCCCAGCCUGCCAAACGCAAGCGCCGCUCGCUGGCACUCGCUGAGUACAAGGGCAGCAAGGCGGCCGAGUACACGGACAAGCUGGAGAGGAAGUGCUGCGAGGACGGGAUGAAGGACAACCCCAUGGGACACAGCUGCGAGCAGAGGACCGAGUACAUCCAGGAGGGCGAGUCCUGCGUCCGCGCCUUCCUCGACUGCUGCAGAUACAUCAAGGCCAAGCGGGACCAGCAGAACCGCUCACCCAGCACCGGGCUAGCCAGAAGGGUCUCAGCCCUGAGGCCACGUUCGAGAGGGCCGAUGCCACCAUCCCCAGGCCAUGAGGACGACGAUCCGUUCUUGGAGGACUCGGACAUCGUCUCGCGGAGCCUCUUCCCCGAGAGCUGGCUGUGGCAGGUGGAGCAGCUGACGGAGCCACCCAACGAGCUGGGGGUCUCGGCCAAGACGCUGCCCGUGUACCUGAAGGACUCCAUCACCACCUGGGAGGUGCUGGCCGUCAGCCUCUCCCCCUCCAAAGGGCUGUGCGUGGCCGACCCCUACGAGAUCACGGUGAUGAAGGAGUUCUUCAUCGACCUCCGCCUGCCCUACUCGGUGGUGAGGAACGAGCAGGUGGAGAUCCGCGCCAUCCUCUACAACUACUGGCUGCACGACAUCACGGUGCGCGUGGAGCUGGUCUACAACCCCGACCUGUGCAGCCCCUCCACGGCCAAGCGGCGCUUCCAGCAGGUGCUGAGGAUGAAGGCCGAGUCCUCGCGCACCGUGUCCUUCGUCAUCGUCCCCCUCAAGCUCGGCCUGCUGGACAUCGAGGUCAAGGCGGCCGUCCGCAACCAGUACGUGGGCGACGGGGUCAAGAAGAAGCUCCGAGUUGUGCCCGAGGGGAUGCGGCUGGAGAAGACGGUGAAGAUCGUCGAGCUGGACCCGCAGAACAAGGGAGUCAACGGGGUGCAGGAGGAGCGGGUGAAGGCCGCGGACCUCUCGGACAUCGUCCCCAACACCGAGUCGGAGACCAAAGUCAGCAUCCAGGGCAACCCCGUGUCCAUCAUCGUGGAGAAGGCCAUCGAUGGGGCCAAGCUGAAGCACCUGAUCGUGACGCCGUCGGGCUGUGGGGAGCAGAACAUGAUCGCCAUGACGCCCACGGUCAUCGCCGUCCACUACCUGGACAACACCGCGCAGUGGGAGAACUUCGGCAUCGACCGCCGGGCGGGGGCCAUCGAGCUGAUCAAGAAAGGUUACACCCAACAGUUGGCCUUCCGCAAGCCCGACAGCUCCUACGCCGCCUUCAUCAACCGCCCCUCCAGCACCUGGCUGACCGCCUACGUGGUCAAGGUGUUCGCCAUGGCCAGGAAGCUGACGGACAUCGAGCACGGCGAGAUCUGUGGGCCCCUCAAGUGGCUCAUCCUCAACAAGCAGAAGCCGGACGGGGUCUUCCAGGAGGACGCGCCCGUCAUCCAUAAGGAGAUGGUGGGAGGCUACCAAGGCGCCGAGCCCGAGGUGUCCCUCACCGCCUUCGUCCUCAUCGCCCUGGAGGAGGCACGGGACACCUGCAAGGACCACGUCAACAACUUGGACGAGAGCAUCAACAAAGCCGCCGGGUUCCUGGCCCGGCGCUACGAGCAGCUGGCCCGGCCCUACACGGUGGCCCUGGCGUCCUACGCGCUGGCCCUGGCCGGGAAGCUCAAGACUGAGAGGAUCCUCAUGAGGUUCUCCAAAGGUGGGGCCAGCUGGGAGGAGCGCAACGCCCGCACCUACAACAUCGAGGGCACGUCCUACGCGCUGCUGGCCCUGGUGCAGAUGAAGAAGUCCGAGCUGGCCGGGCCGGUGGUCCGGUGGCUCGCCCAGCAGAACUACUACGGAGGGGGCUACGGCUCCACCCAGGCCACCAUCAUGGUGUUCCAAGCGCUGGCCCAGUACCAGGUGGCCACGGAGUCCCAGCAGCAGCUGGAGCUGGACGUGUCGGUGCUGCUGCCGCGCCGCGCCAGCCCCAUCAAGUACCGCAUCGAGAACAGCAACGCGCUGGUGGCGCGCUCCACCGAGACCAAGCUGAACGAGGACUUCACGGUCAAGGCCGAGGGCGUGGGCAAGGGGACAAUGACAGUGGUGACCGUGUACCACGCCAAGGUCCCCGAGAAGGACGACAAGUGUGACAGCUUCGACCUGAGCGUGGGCGUAGAGGAGGUCAACACGGGCAAGGAGGAGGAGGAUGUCAUCAGGUCUGUGAAGAUCACCAUCUGCACCAGGCACCUGGACACCGUGGAUGCCACCAUGUCCAUCCUGGAUGUCACCAUGCUCACGGGCUUCUCGCCAGACGUGCAGGACCUGAGGAGGCUGUCCGAGGGCGUGGACCGGUACAUCUCCAAGUUCGAGCUGGACCAGGACAAAGAGCGCAGCAACGUCGUCAUUUACCUGGACAAGGUGUCCCACAAGGCCCAGGAGUGUUUCGCCUUCAAGGCCCACCAGAGGUUCCAGGUGGGGCUGAUCCAGCCCGCGGCCGUCAGCGUCUACAGCUACUACAGGAUCGACGAUCGCUGCACGCGGUUCUACCACCCGGACAAGGAGGGCGGGAAGCUGAACAAGAUCUGCCAGGGGGACGUGUGUCGCUGCGCCGAAGAGAGCUGCUUCAAGCGCCAGGAGGAGCCCGUGGCCAUCACCGUCAACCAACGCAUGGAGCGCGCCUGCGAGCCCGGGGUGGACUACGUGUACAAGGUGAGGGUGGUGGCCCGCGAGGACACGCCGUCCCACGACAACUACAUCAUGGAGGUGCUGACGGUCAUCAAGAUGGGCACGGACGAGGACCCGGCGGGCAGCAACAGGACCUUCGUGAGCCACCAGCAGUGCCGGGACGCGCUGCAGCUGCGCAGGGGACAGGACUACCUGGUCUGGGGACAGGCCAGCGACCUCUGGGUCACCGGCAGACACUUCUCGUACCUGAUCGGGAAGGACACGUGGCUGGAGGGGUGGCCCUCGGAGGCCGCGUGCCAGGACGCGGCGCUGCAGCAGCGCUGCCAGGACUUCGUCGAGUUCUCCGAGUCCAUGACGCUCUUCGGCUGUCCCAGCUGAGUCCCCAAGUGUCCCCACCCUGGGGUGGCACCCUGCCCUGGGUGUCACCGCUCUUCUCCGGGCGCUUUUCGUCCCCUCCCCGCCUUUUUUGUUUGGGUUUUUUUUUGGUUAAAAAAGUCAUUUCUGAGCA